UGGACAUUGGAUGUUUUUGGCGGAAAAGUCUACUGCAUUGUUACAUUCUCACGUUUUUCUGUACAACCGAGGAUUUACGAUUUAUGAGCUAUACCGCCCUACACUUACCGUCGGCCGGAGUCGAGGAUGCACUUAAUCAUCUAAUGCCCAGUGAUCCUACGCAUGAAACACCGAACGUGAAUGAGAGUUCAAAUGAAUCUGUUUUCAUACAGCUAACGGAUAGCGAUGGGAACGAAGCUGGCACUCCUAUAUGGAUUCCCUUGGAUAUCGACACUGCUAAACUAUCUGAUUUGUUGAGUAAUCUUCUCCAAAGAACAGAUGUAAAUCCUCUGACGUACGACUUUUUUGUGGGUGAUGUACAAAUUUUGGAUGACUUGAAAGCAGCCUUAAUUCAAGCACGAGCCAAAGGUACUGACCCUUCUUUACCAAAGUUCGGAUCAACUGGUCUUGAGGCUGUGGUGAAAGUUACCUAUCAGGCACAGGCUGUUUUCCGAGUUCGUCCUGUCACACGUUGUUCAAGUAGUUUACCUGGACAUAAAGGCGCUGUUCUAGUUGUACAAUUUUCACCAGAUGGAAGAAGUUUAGCUAGUGGUUCUGGUGAUCAAACAGUACGUUUCUGGGAUCUCAAUACUGAACUACCUCUGACUACGGGGUCUGAAGUUCAUAAAGCUCCAGUUUUGUGUUUGGCUUGGUCACCAGAUGGUGUUCGUUUAGCAUCUGGCUGUCAAGGUGGUUUGGUUUGUCUAUGGCGUCAAUCAGAAACCAGUAAUGAUUGGUCCUUAUGUACCAGUCGUCCUUUAAUUAGACCACAGUUAGCAGCUGCUCCAGCUUCUUCUAAAGGACGUUGGAUACGAUCUGUUGUAUGGAGACCAUUGCAUUUGGAUGCAGAAUGCAGACAACUUGCAGUUGCCUAUCAAGAUUGUUCAAUUGUUAUUUGGGAUACAUUUGCAGGUCAACCAGUACGUACAAUUACAGGUCAUGAUAAGCCAGUUGUAUGCCUACGUUGGGGUGGAACAGAUUUAAUUUAUUCCGCUAGUCAAGAUCGUACAAUUCGAGUUUGGCGUUCAAAAGAUGGUGUACUGUGUCGUACAUUGAAUUUGCAUGGACACUGGGUCAACUGUUUAGCCUUGAGUACUGAUUAUGUAUUGCGUACUGGUGCCUUUGAUCCUGCUUGUGCUCAGUUAGUAAAGACAGUACCUGUAUUUCCGAAAGAUUCAGAAACUGCAUUAAAGACAUCCGAAUUAGCGAAAUCACUCUACGACAAAAUGAAGGGUUCUCAUCCUGAAAGGUUGGUUUCAGGAUCUGAUGAUAAUACAUUAUCCUUAUGGCAACCAGAAGUUGAUAAAAAACCUCUUGCUCCUCGUAUGGUUGGUCAUAAAGGUGUAGUAAAUGACGUAAAAUUUUCACCAGAUGGUCGUCUACUUGCCAGUGCUAGCUUUGAUCAUUCUGUCAAAAUUUGGGAUGGUUUUACAGGACAAUUCUUGGCUACUAUGUUCGGUCAUGUACAAGAUGUUUACUUAGUCUCCUGGUCAAGUGAUAGUCGUUUAGUUGUAUCAUGCUCGAAAGAUUCUACUGUGAAAGUAUGGUCUAUUGCUGAAGUACGUCGUUGGAAUCAAGAAGAUGUUACUGUAUCAAAACAAGAGAAGAAAAAACAAGUAUUUGCCAGUGAUGUGGCUGGGAUAAAGCGAUCUACAUCAUCAAUUCAUCAACGAAAACGUCAUUUAAUUCAUGAUUUACCUGGACAUUCAGAUGCGGUGUAUGCAUUGGAUUGGAGUCCUGAUGGACAGUAUGUUGUAUCAGGUGGCAAAGAUCGAAUAUUGAAAAUUUGGCGCGCUUGAAGGUCAUAUGUUAUAAUUUUCGUACAGAAAUUACAAUUUCUUUCACUUUGAAACAUAACUUUGUCACCAGUAUCAAUCUCUUCAAAUAUUUUAUGUCUGUAGAUAUGUAUAAAUACACCAAUUGUGAAUAAAAGUUUUGGAUUCAUGGAGAAUUUGAUAUCUUUUCUUCCAUUUUGCA
Molecule: messenger RNA, 2016 nt
Organism: Heterobilharzia americana
Lineage: Eukaryota; Metazoa; Platyhelminthes; Trematoda; Strigeidida; Schistosomatidae
Source: the annotation of a GenBank genome assembly